GGCGGCCAUCUUCCCAGGACCUCCCCUCUCUCUCUCUCUCCCUCUCACUCACUCAAGCACACAUACACACACUCCCCACCACCCCCUUCCCCCCCUCCCCCUACCCUUCCCACCCGCCUGCCUGCCUGGCCUCUGGCAUCGUCCUCUCCCCGCGGCCUCCAUGUGUGAGGAGCCAGAAGCCGAGGCAGUGGACCGUCGCGUCCGGAGCCGGGAAGCUACGCGGCGGCCGCCGAGCGUUCAUCGCGCCGAAGCCGGGCCUUGUUAUUGAGGCUGACAAGACAGCGGGCAACCCUGGACCCUUAACAGCUCCUCUAUAAUCGGCGGCGCUUCAAAACAAUUCCACUGGAAAGUUCUUGGCACAUAGAAACAGAAAAAUAGGUGCAGGAGUAGGCCAUUGGAUGUGAAAAUGUGGACGGAUUUAAAGGGUAUUCGACUCUACUAGGCGUGUAUUUGUUAAGGGCUGCUACAUGUCACUGUGUACACUAUAAAACACAAUCGGCCGAGCCGGCGAAUGCCUGCUGCUCGUCAACAUUUCGCCACUCAGGUGUUGAAUUGAAUCUUCUACAUUACUUCGGUGCUAAAUUGCAACUAGAAGAAAAAAAACAAAAUGUCUACUCGAACGCCAUUACCUACAGUGAAUGAACGCGAAACAGAACAUCACACUUCUCAUAUGGACGGCCGUUCAGAGGUUUCUUCUCGGUCCGCUCGCACUGGGGGAGCACGAGGUCGCAAUUCAAUUACAUCGUGUGCUGAUGAACAGCCACACAUAGGAAACUAUAGGCUUCUGAAAACUAUAGGCAAAGGAAACUUUGCCAAGGUAAAGCUGGCUAGACACAUCCUCACUGGAAGAGAGGUUGCAAUAAAAAUUAUUGACAAAACGCAGCUCAACCCUACAAGUUUGCAAAAGCUUUUCAGGGAAGUAAGAAUAAUGAAAUGUUUGAACCAUUCAAAUAUAGUGAAAUUAUUUGAAGUUAUUGAAACUGAAAAGACUCUCUAUUUAGUGAUGGAAUAUGCGAGUGGAGGAGAGGUAUUUGACUACUUGGUAGCUCAUGGAAGAAUGAAGGAAAAGGAGGCUAGAGCUAAAUUUAGACAGAUAGUAUCAGCAGUGCAGUACUGUCAUCAAAAGCAAAUUGUACACAGAGAUCUUAAGGCUGAAAAUCUACUAUUAGAUGCUGAUAUGAAUAUUAAAAUAGCAGAUUUUGGCUUCAGCAAUGAAUUUACAAUUGGCAAUAAACUGGACACUUUCUGUGGAAGUCCUCCAUAUGCUGCUCCAGAACUCUUCCAAGGGAAGAAAUACGAUGGGCCUGAAGUAGAUGUUUGGAGUUUAGGUGUUAUACUUUAUACGUUAGUCAGUGGUUCGCUGCCAUUUGAUGGACAGAACCUGAAGGAACUAAGGGAAAGAGUGCUCAGAGGAAAAUAUCGAAUCCCAUUUUACAUGUCCACAGACUGUGAAAACCUCCUGAAACGUUUUCUAGUGCUCAAUCCUUCUAAAAGAGGCACAUUAGAGCAAAUCAUGAAAGACCGAUGGAUUAAUGCUGGACAUGAUGAUGAUGAUGAGCUUCGACCUUACGUGGAGCCGGAAUUGGAUAUCACAGAUUCAAAGAGAAUAGAGAUAAUGGUUGGAAUGGGUUACAGUCAUGAGGAAAUCCAGGAGUCUCUUGCAAAAAUGAAAUAUGAUGAAAUAACAGCAACGUAUUUGCUUCUGGGACGGAAGUCCAAUGAGUUGGAAGUUAGUGAUUCGAGCUCCAGCAGUAAUCUUUCAUUAGCUAAGAUCAGACCAAGCAGUGACCUCAACAAUAGCACUGGACAAUCUCCUUCCCAUCAUAAGGUCCAAAGAAGUAUUUCUGCCAAUCAGAAACAACGACGGUACAGUGAUCAUGCUGGACCCUCAAUUCCACCAGUGGUAUCUUAUGCAAAGAGAAGUCAGACUAGUACAACAGACAGUGACUUGAAGGAAGAAGGUCAAUCAAGGAAGUCUAAUACCACUGUUGUUGGAGGAAGAGGAAUUACUCCUUCUAGCCCUAAAUUGGGAAAUGCUAACAAUCCUAAUAAAGCAGAGAUUCCAGAUCGUAAAAAGAAUUCUGCUGUAACUAGUAAUAAUACGGUGUCUGGAGGAAUGACCCGGCGGAAUACAUAUGUCUGCAGUGAAAGAACAAACAUAGAUAAGCAUUCUGUAUUACAGAAUGGUAAAGAGAACAGCCUGACAGAAAUGUCUGCUUGUACAACUAGUUCUGCGUCUGCAUAUGUAUCUGCUCCUGCAUCUACAUCCGCUUCUGCUACACCUUCCACUUCUACCCGAUUGCGACAUCAGAAGUCAAUGUCCAUAUCAGGCUCAGGGUAUGCUACCAAGAUGAUGCCUGCAAUAGACAAUGAAGCAGAUAACUUCAGCCCGAACAAGUUUUCUUGUAGCACUGCUCCAGGGCAAAGAACUCCUGUGACUUCCACCCACAGUAUCAGCAGCGCCACUACUCCUGAUCGAAUGCGUUUCCCCAGAGGGACUGCAAGUCGUAGCACUUUCCACGGUGGCCAGCUCAGAGAGCGGCGAAAUGCCACCUACAAUGGACCGCCGGCAUCCCCAACGCUCUCUCACGAUGCCACUCCUUUGUCACAGACACGGAGCAGAGGCUCAACAAAUCUCUUUAGUAAAUUGACCUCAAAGCUCACAAGAAGAAACAUGUCUUUCAGAUUUUCCAAAAGGGUCCCAACUGAACCUGAGAGAAACGGGAGAUUUGAGGGCUCAAGUCGCAAUGUAUCUGGGGAUCAAAAAGACGAAAUCAAAGAAGCAAAACCCCGUUCACUUAGAUUUACCUGGAGUAUGAAAACAACGAGUUCCAUGGAUCCCAAUGAUAUGAUGAAGGAGAUCAGAAAAGUCCUUGAUGCAAACAAUUGUGAUUAUGAACAACGUGAGCGUUUCUUGCUCUUCUGUGUCCAUGGCGAUGGACAUGCAGAGAAUCUUGUCCAGUGGGAGAUGGAGGUUUGCAAACUGCCAAGACUGUCACUUAAUGGAGUUCGAUUUAAGCGAAUAUCAGGAACAUCCAUAGCUUUCAAAAAUAUUGCUUCCAAAAUUGCCAAUGAAUUAAGGCUGUAAAAUAUGGUUAAGCUAUAAUUUCUUAAAUAACAUUUCAUGAGUGUUUUUUUCUGAACACUGGUGGAAAUUUACUGAAGAAAAUGUAUAGGAUAAUGCUUACGCAAUAACUCUGUAACUUCAGAUCAUGGUAUUAUAAGAGAGCGGAAAUUCUCGUGGGUGGGAUGAGCGGUUGGGGGAGUGAAUACAUUUUUGUUUUAAGAAGUGCACUACAACAUUCUGAACAGUUUGCCCCUUCAUCUCAGUUACUUAAUAUGUUUGUUAUUAGCUUAGAGUCAGUAACCUGUGAAAUAAACUGAAAUUCUAUGGAAGUAUGAUCCCUGUAUUUAAGAAAAAUUGUUUAAUGAAAGAAAUUCCAGUUAAAAUCCAGUUGAAUGUGGGACAUGAAGAUACUCAUGUGCUUUAAUCCUGCAUAUCUUCCCUCCUUGGUACUGAUUCAGGUGCUUAGCUUUUCAAUGAUAAUGCAUUGUAAGAAACAAAUAAACUCUUUUUUCAUCAGCUGUGUUUAAUGAUCUUCAGACAGUUGAGGUGUACCUAGUAUUUUCAUAAAACAAUAUAUUACAUAAUGCGUAAGUUCUGCAAAUGAAAGAAAAUACCAGAUGUAUUUAGGCCUAUUAAUGAUAUUAAUUACCUGUGUUAAACCAGGAGUGCUGUGAUUUUAAAAUGAUUUGCGUUCUAUAGAUCACCGAUACUAAACCACACUUAGGGUUUCUCUACUGUAGAAAAUAUCACCAUCUAAGACUGGUUCCUUGAUCAAUUAGGACAUCAAUUAUAUAAUUAUUUUGGUUUCUUUACAACAAAGCUUAGAUCAUAAACAGUUUUGUUCUGCCAUUAUUUAGCUGUAAUUAUUGUUAAUAUUGAAAAUGAUUGGCCUCCACACAUAUUAGCUCAGUAAAAAUGUUUGAGUUUGUAAUUUAACUGUUGGGCCCCAUGGGACAAUAUUCACUUAAGUAUGCAUUUUGUUUUCCUUUCAAGCUGUCCGCAAUGUCCUUUGGAAUGUAAAUAAUGUAACUUAGUUUUGCAGACAGCAUCAUAUUGUUAUAUAAUUUGUUUUCCUUUUUUUUAAUGUUCUGUAAUGACCAGGAGUUAUGAAAUCAAUGUAAGUUGUCCGCAUUUCAGGUUCACUGAUCUCUUCAUUAAAGGAACAAAACAAAAAAUGUA
Messenger RNA from Leucoraja erinaceus (little skate), 4246 nucleotides. RefSeq names its product MAP/microtubule affinity-regulating kinase 3a (gene mark3a). Gene Ontology annotation, cellular component: plasma membrane; cytoplasm. Lineage: Eukaryota; Metazoa; Chordata; Chondrichthyes; Rajiformes; Rajidae. Gene Ontology annotation, biological process: protein phosphorylation; intracellular signal transduction. The coding region runs from base 608 to 3088 and encodes 826 amino acids. The record is from RefSeq and is a predicted model, not a curated record. Gene Ontology annotation, molecular function: ATP binding; protein serine/threonine kinase activity. The transcript is spliced from 19 exons.